GGCGGCGGCGCGGGCCACCACGUGCGCCUGGAGGAGCGCUUCUCCGACGACCAGCUGGUGUCCAUGUCGGUGCGCGAGCUGAACCGGCAGCUCCGUGGCUUCAGCAAGGAGGAGGUCAUCCGGCUCAAGCAGAAGCGGCGCACGCUCAAGAACCGCGGCUACGCGCAGUCCUGCCGUUUCAAGCGGGUGCAGCAGCGGCACAUUCUGGAGAGCGAGAAGUGCCAACUCCAGAGCCAGGUGGAGCAGCUGAAGCUGGAGGUGGGGCGCCUGGCCAAAGAGCGGGACCUGUACAAGGAGAAAUACGAGAAGCUGCACGUCACAGUGGGUGGCUGUCGGCAGGACCACUCCCCAGCCUCCUAUAGAGCCGGCUCUGAGAUGAGGGCCAGGACAAAGCCGAGGUGUCCUCUGCCCCAGCCCGAGCACAAGGCCCUGGUCCUUGGAGUCACCGUGAGGGGCCCAGAUGCCCUCCAGGAUGGAGACCUCAUCCUCCACUGCCAGGUGCUGAAGGCUCCCUAG
Mandrillus leucophaeus (drill) is the source of this 516-nucleotide messenger RNA. RefSeq names its product v-maf avian musculoaponeurotic fibrosarcoma oncogene homolog A (gene MAFA). The transcript has 3 exons. Gene Ontology annotation, cellular component: nucleus. NCBI's taxonomy places the organism in Eukaryota, Metazoa, Chordata, Mammalia, Primates, Cercopithecidae. Gene Ontology annotation, molecular function: DNA-binding transcription factor activity, RNA polymerase II-specific; RNA polymerase II cis-regulatory region sequence-specific DNA binding. The annotation marks the transcript as partial. Gene Ontology annotation, biological process: retinal rod cell development; regulation of transcription by RNA polymerase II. The record is from RefSeq and is a predicted model, not a curated record.